AUGAAGCUCUCCAACCCCGGCGCGGUCCCCGUCUAUACGAUUUCGGGGGCUGCCACGGCCCGGCCGUUGCCAGAUUGGCUUGCUCGCCGAAGAAAGCGCAGCCUCAAGGACGAUCCAGAGUAUCGCAGCCGUGUUGAGCUUCUGCAAGAUUUUGAGUUCGAGGAGGCCAGCAACUGCAUUCGAGUCAGCGAUGACGGGGAAUGGGCCAUGUCCACGGGCACAUACAAACCCCAGAUCCACGUCCAUAACCUGCCCCAGCUGUCGCUCUCAUUUACUCGCCAUACGAACGCCCUGAACCACUCCUUUGUCAUCCUCUCCAACGAUUAUUCCAAGUCCCUGCACCUGCAGACUGACCGACGACUCGAGUUUCACACGCCCAUGGGCCUUCACUACGAGGUGCGAAUACCGAGGUACGGCCGGGACCUGGUCUACGAUCGCCAUACCGCCGAGGCCCUUGUGCCCGCCGUUGGCCUCGAUGCCGACGGCAAGGGCGAGGUCUUUCGGAUGAACCUCGAGCUCGGGCGCUUCAUGAAGUCGUAUCAGGUGGACGUGGGCGGCGACGACGAGAACGGCGGCGGCUUACAAGGAGGCAUCGGAGUUGGGAGCGUCAACGUCGCCAAGAUUGCCGAAGAUACCCACAACCUGCUGGCCUUUGGAACUUCGAUCGGCACCGUCGAAUUUUGGGAUCCGCGCUCCAAGUCAAGGGUUGCUCUGCUUGCGGGUCACGACGGCGAGGUGACGGCUCUGGAUUUUGCUCCUUCCGGCUUGUCCUUGGCCACCGGUUCGUCGACCGGCAUGAUUCAGCUGUUUGAUCUGCGACGGCCUGUGCCGUUGCUGAAGAAGGAUCACGGUUACGGCUUUGCCGUCAAGAAGCUGAUCCACAUGACGACGUCGUCGCAAGAGAAAAAAGUCAUGUCGGCUGACAAACGCAUCAUCAAGAUUUGGGACGAGCUCUCAGCAGACCCGUGGACGUCGGUCGAGCCCGCCGUCGACAUCAACGACGUUGCGUGGUGCAAAAAUACUGGCAUGCUCCUUACGGCAAACGAGGGCAAGCAGCAGCAUGCCUUCUUCGUGCCACAGCUUGGCCCUGCGCCGAGAUGGUGUGCGUUCUUGGACAGCAUGGUGGAAGAGAUGGCCGAGGAGGUUCACACCGAGACAUACGACAACUACAAGUUCCUGACCUUGCCGGAGCUGAAGCAGCUCAGCCUCGCGCAUUUGGUUGGGAAGUCGAACCUCCUUCGCCCGUACAUGCAUGGCUAUUUUGUCGCCUCCAAGCUGUAUGAGCAAGCGAAGCUCAUCGCCAACCCUUACGCAUGGGAAGAAGAGAGGAUGAAGCGGGUCAAGGAAAAGGUUGAGAAGGAGCGCGUGAGCAGAAUUAGAGGCAACAAGAAGGUCAAGGUCAACCAGAAGCUAGUUGACAAGCUUCUCAAGAGGCAGGAGAACAGAGGCCAAGUCGACACCAAGGCUGGCCUUCUCGGCGACGAGCGUUUCAACCAGCUCUUCGAGGACGAGGAAUUCAAGGUCGACGAGACGAGCCGCGAGUUCCAGCUGCUCAACCCCAGCACCGUCGUGGACCCUGACGCCGCGCCGGUGCCGGCUGCUGUUCGAUAUCAGGCCAAGGAUUCAGAUGAUGAUUCGAGCGAUGACGAGCCUGCUCCUAUUCGCAAACCGGGCGAUGAAGUCGUCAUGCGCGUGCGGUCAUCGCAGACCGACGGCGCGCGCGUACGCGACACCGCUCUUGGCACCAGGGAGCAUAGGAAGGGCCGCGAAAAUAGGCAACGAAGCGAUGUUGUUGGAGAGCGACACGUCUCCUUUGUUCCUCAGUCGAGGAAGAAGAAGGAGGAGGAGGAGGAAGAGGCGCCAGCGCCGCCAAGGAGAAACACGGCCGGUCGGCGGAGUGCUAGCUCCAACACGUUCAGGAAGAUGUAG
Drechmeria coniospora is the source of this 1929-nucleotide messenger RNA. RefSeq names its product WD repeat protein. NCBI's taxonomy places the organism in Eukaryota, Fungi, Ascomycota, Sordariomycetes, Hypocreales, Ophiocordycipitaceae. Gene Ontology annotation, molecular function: protein binding. The transcript has a single exon. The record is from RefSeq and is a predicted model, not a curated record. Bases 1 to 1929 code for a protein of 642 amino acids. Gene Ontology annotation, cellular component: nucleolus; small-subunit processome; nucleus. Gene Ontology annotation, biological process: maturation of SSU-rRNA from tricistronic rRNA transcript (SSU-rRNA, 5.8S rRNA, LSU-rRNA).